CUGGGGGGAAAGUUAAUGAUUAUUCGCACCCCGAUUCCGUGUCCCCGAAGUUUCCUCUUUGGAUUGACAGGGUGCGCGUCAGAGCGCACGGUCCCGCCUCCUGCCUGUGGAGCGCUUGGUGCGUCUCUCUCCUGCUGUCUACUUCAAACCCAUAUUCCGCUGGGGAACGGCAAAAGAAGACAGAGGGAGAGAGAGAGGAAGAUUGAGUGUGUGUGUGAGAGAGAGAGAGAGAGAGAGAGAGAGAGAGAGAGAGAGAGCGGGACCAGAGAGAAGAGAAACGCGAGAAAAAGAAGAGAGGAAAAAAGCAGAGCCGCGUUGCAAAUGGCACUCAUGGCAGGGAUUUUGUUCACAGUCACCGUUCUUAUUUCUGGGAUUUCUACGAUUGGUUCCUCGGCACGGGUAUACCCUCCAAACGAAGUCACCUUAUUGGACUCCAGGGCCGUACAGGGAGAGCUGGGAUGGGUCGCCAACCCGACGGAAGGAGGGUGGGAGGAAGUGAGCAUUAUGGACGAAAAGAACAUCCCCAUCCGUACAUACCAGGUGUGCAAUGUCAUGGAGCCAAAUCAGAACAACUGGCUCCGUACUGACUGGAUCCCCCGUGGAGGUGCCCAGCGUGUCUACAUUGAGAUCAAGUUCACCCUGCGGGACUGCAACAGCUUGCCAGGGGUCAUGGGAACUUGCAAGGAAACCUUCAACCUUUACUACUACGAGUCUAACAAUGACAAAGAGCGCUACAUCCGCGAGAAUCAGUUCAGCAAAAUAGACACCAUCGCUGCAGAUGAGAGCUUCACUCAGGUUGAUAUUGGGGAUCGCAUCAUGAAGUUGAACACGGAGGUCCGGGACGUGGGCGCCCUGACACGGAAGGGCUUCUAUUUGGCAUUCCAGGAUGUUGGAGCGUGCAUAGCUCUGGUUUCCGUCAGGGUUUUCUACAAGAAAUGCCCUUUAUCCGUACGAAACUUGGCCCAGUUUCCUGAUACCAUCACUGGUGCUGAUACUUCCUCGCUGGUGGAAGUUCGUGGCUCGUGUGUGGAUAAUUCAGAGGAAAAGGAGGUUCCUAAGAUGUACUGCGGAGCUGAUGGAGAGUGGUUGGUGCCUAUAGGGAACUGCCUGUGCAACCCUGGAUAUGAGGAACGCAAUUUAGAAUGCCAAGCCUGUAAGAUUGGCUACUACCGUGCCCUGGCUACUGAUGGCUCCUGCUCCAAGUGUCCACUCCACAGUUACUCCGUAAGGGAGGGCUCCACCUCUUGUGCCUGCGACAAGGGAUACUUCCGCUCCGAAACUGACCCAGCAUCCAUGCCCUGCACCCGCCCUCCGACCGCACCUGUCCACCUCAUCUCCAAUGUAAACGAGACUUCCGUAAACCUGGAAUGGAGCCCCCCUCGGAGCUCUGGGGGCCGCCAGGACCUGACAUACAACGUUGUGUGCAAGCGCUGUGGACCCGACGGCCGCCGCUGCCAGCCCUGUGGCAACGGCGUUCACUUCAGCCCCCAGCAGCUGAGCCUGAAGGGAACCAGGGUGUCCAUCAACGAGCUGCAGGCACACACCAACUACACCUUCGAGGUGUGGGCUGUGAACGGCGUCUCGCCUCAGAGCCCGGGGCCGGAGCAGGCUGUGUCCGUGACUGUCACCACCAACCAAGCUGCCCCUUCUCCAGUAACUUCCAUCCAGGCAAAGGACAUCACCAGACAUACCAUCUCACUGGCCUGGCAGCCACCAGAAAGAUCCAAUGGUGUCAUCCUGGAGUAUGAGGUCAAGUAUUACGAGAAGGACCAGAACGAAAGAAGCUAUCGCAUCAUAAAAACAUCAUCUCGAAGCACAGACAUCAAGGGCCUCACCCCUCUCACCUCUUACGUAUUCCAUGUGCGCGCUCGCACUGCAGCUGGCUACGGUGAAUUCAGCGGGCCCUUUGAGUUCAUGACUAACUCCGUCCCUGCUCCAAUAAUAGGUGACGGGGCCAACUCUACAGUGCUGCUGGUGUCCGUGGUGGGCAGCGUGGUCCUCCUGAUUAUCCUGAUCAGCGCUUUCGUCAUCAGCCGAAGGAGUAAAUACAGCAAGGCUAAGCAGGACUCUGACGAAGAGAAGCACUUACAUCAAGGAGUCAGGAUAUACGUUGACCCCUUUACCUAUGAGGACCCCAAUCAAGCCGUUCGAGAAUUUGCCAAAGAGAUUGACGCUUCCUGUAUCAAGAUCGAGAAAGUUAUUGGCAUUGGGGAGUUUGGUGAGGUCUGCAGCGGCCGCCUGAAAAUGCCUGGCAAGAGAGAGAUCUGUGUGGCCAUAAAGACUCUGAAGGCAGGCUACACCGACAAGCAGAGGAGGGACUUCCUGUCUGAGGCCAGCAUCAUGGGCCAGUUUGACCACCCCAACAUCAUUCACCUGGAGGGCGUGGUCACCAAAUGUACGUUCAGUAAGCCGGUGAUGAUUAUCACGGAGUACAUGGAGAACGGAUCGCUGGAUGCCUUCCUGAGGAAGAAUGAUGGUCGUUUCACAGUCAUCCAGCUGGUUGGCAUCCUGCGUGGUAUUGCAUCAGGCAUGAAGUACCUGUCUGACAUGAGCUACGUUCACCGCGACUUGGCCGCUCGCAACAUCCUGGUGAACAGCAACCUGGUGUGCAAGGUGUCUGACUUUGGCAUGUCGCGAGUGCUGGAGGAUGACCCGGAAGCUGCUUACACCACCAGGGGAGGCAAGAUCCCCAUUCGCUGGACGGCCCCGGAGGCCAUUGCUUACAGGAAGUUCACCUCAGCCAGUGAUGUGUGGAGCUACGGAAUCGUCAUGUGGGAGGUGAUGUCAUAUGGCGAGCGACCAUACUGGGACAUGAGUAACCAAGACGUGAUCAAGGCCAUUGAUGAAGGCUACCGGCUGCCUCCACCCAUGGACUGCCCUGUGGCCCUCCACCAGCUCAUGCUGGACUGCUGGCAGCGAGAGAGAGCUGACCGGCCAAAGUUCGGACAGAUCGUCAACAUGCUGGACAAGCUGAUCCGCAACCCUAACACCCUGAAGAGGACUGGAGGAGAGACCACUGUCAGGCCCAACACCACCCUGUUGGAGCCAGGGAGCCCAGAGGCGUCAGCCGCAGUGGGUACAGUGGAGGACUGGCUGCAAACCAUUGGCAUGGAGAGAUACAGUGACAACUUCACUGCAGCUGGCUACACCACUCCUGAAGCUGUGGUCCACAUGACAGAAGAGGACAUGACACGCAUAGGCAUCUCCUCUGCUGCACACCAGAACAAAAUCCUGACCAGCGUCCAGAGUAUGCUGUCCCAAAUGCAACAGAUCCAAGGCAGAAUGGUUCCUGUCUGAGAGGAGGAAGCAAAGGAAUCAAAAAGACAUUUUUUUCUUAUAAAAGAAUGAAUACAUAAUAAAAAACAACAAAUAUACAAAAACAGACAAAUAAACUAUGAAGAAAUAGUUUACCUCAUCAAUGCACUUUAAAUUGGAUCUAAAAGAAAAUAAGGACUUGAUGAAGAAAAAAGGUGUCUAAAAUGGCACUUUUUCAAAAAUCUGACCUUUACCUAGCCCUUUUUGUUGUUUCUGAGAAUGAAACACUUCUGUUUGAACCAUUUGUGGGAUUCAUGGAGGGGGCGGCUGAAAACGUGCUUCCGAGAGGCCAAUCUGGAGUGCCUUUAAAGGUCUGGAAGGAAGGAGGGAGACGUUGGAAUCUUAUGUAUCUUCCUCCUCUUGGGCAAACAGUUAUCUCUUGGAACUUUCUUUCUGGAAUAAUCUAAGGGGCAAACUAUUUGAAUUUCUGUGACUGUGUUUAUUGUACAUGACUUGUUUCUGCGGGACUCACAGGCUGAACCGGCCACCAUUGUUCUCUUUCUCUUUCUGUCUGCUGGAUAUGUUUGAUAUCUCUCAGAAAGUGGAGAAUGCUACCUGUGAAUAUCUCAGAGUUGAGGGCUGCAUUCUUGGGGGAGAUGCUGGUGCAGUGAAGGCUUAGUUCAAGGAGCUCGUUUUUGGUUUUGGCUUCCUCUGGCCUUGUUUUUCUCCCAGAAUGCUAGAUUUUUUGCCCUCUGGGUGUUACAGAGAAUGUCUCUGAUCUUCCAAAGGAGACUUCCCACACCGCUGUCUUCCCAAAAACCAGCCCUCCUACACCUUCGAUAAACACACACUUUGGAUUCUUCCAUUCGUCUCCCAUUGGAAUCAAAGCCUUCACCUCACUGUUACUGCAGGAGCCACAGACUCUUCCUCACUGCUUUCAAUGGACGCUUGUUUGGAACGCCUGAAUUGAUUGCAUAAACCGGAGGCAAGAAGAUGGAAUUUACUCUUACUAAAAAGGAGAAUGUGGAUAUAAAUGGAAUCACAACCAUCAGCUACAAGAAUAAAUAACAAAAUAAUGGAGGAUUACUGUAGCUGUCAUCAAGAUGCUGCCGUCCAUCAAAAACUCGGUAAUCUCGGCCUUGCUUGCCACGACUGGAAUUCUUCUUGCCGCAACUCUUCCUCGUCAUCCUGCAUCCACCUCUGCUUCAUGACCUCUCCUUUGGGGGCAUCUCCUCCACCAAUAAGAAAACGAAUCCACCCACAAGCGCCUGUAACGUUCAUCGUAACAGCAUCUCGGCUUGACGGUGUAGCCACCCCCAUGCUUGUGGCCAUCCGGCGAUGAGCUGGAGUUACAAAGAAUGAAUUUAACAGCUUAAAAAAAAGAGACAAGAAGAAGAAUGUAACAUAACAGAGAAAACCUGCUCCGGUGGAUGAUGUACUUUUUUAAAUCACUUCAUGUGUGAAAAUUUUUUUUAUUUGCUCUCUUUGCAUGUAGAGUAACAAGAGUUUAAUUUGAGUGUGAGAAUGAGAUCGGUGUGUGUGUGUUGUCUGAUUGUCAAAGUCUCCAUUUGUAAUUGUGUCUGUUUUCAUGUCACUGUAAGAAGGGGGGAGAUUACAGAGUUGUAUAGUUUUUGAUAUGAAAAGAGAAAAACCCUGGAAUAUUUUUUUUGCUUUUUGUGUCAUCUAUGAAAAAAAGAGAACAUAAGGUGUGUUGCUGACAUCAUGCAUACUUUCCUCUGUGACAGCAUUUAAUGAACAGCUUUCGAGAGUGGGUCCCAUUUGGAGCAGCUUGCAACUGGACGCAUAGAGACACAACUGAGAUACUAAACAUCUCCAGUGCAUACAAACGCAUAUUGGAGUUUGGACUCUCUGUGCUCAUUAUGAAUCAUGGAGGAGACACUUUCUGGAUGUGGGACAGAGCAAAGGAUCAGAGGAGAGAGAGGGGAGGCAUUGUCUUAAACUGAUUUGUUGUUUAAUUUUACAGACCAUGUAAUACAGCUACAGGUUGAACACAAUGGACUUUAUACUCUUAAUAGACAGUUCAUAUACAGUAAUACAACACCUCCGACCUUAUUACAGCUCUGCAAUCUUUCCUAUUUGUUUCUCUUUGGCGAGGUGGGAAAGUGGUUAUCUCUUGAAAACGGACCUGUUUGGAUAUAUGCAAGACAUGCAAGGAAGGAGAAGGAACCCAGAAUGUACUGUAAAAUAUUUUUUCCUCUACCUAAAUGUCAAAUAAGUAAAAAAAAAAAAAGAAAAAAAAAAUGAACAUAAUGCAACGGUUAAUGUUUGUCAUUGUAAGCCUUCCGAUGCCAUAAUGAUCUAGCCACGUAGAUCUAACAUCCUUUUGAUCCUUUUUGUAUUGUUUUUCUUUCUUCAGACAUUAUAAUUUUUUUAUUUCUUUUUGUUUUGGUCAAGGAGCUAUAGGUACGUGUAACUUAUGUCAUUUAUUUAUGUCCUUUUAUAUCUAGUUUGUAAAAUAAUAGCCUAAAGUGAAGUAAAUAAAAUGGGUGCCAAGGUGCAUCCUUAUUAAAGUAGAAAGUA
Girardinichthys multiradiatus is the source of this 5796-nucleotide messenger RNA. It is a transcript of the gene epha4l, whose product is annotated as eph receptor A4, like. Gene Ontology annotation, cellular component: neuron projection; plasma membrane. The transcript is spliced from 18 exons. Gene Ontology annotation, biological process: protein phosphorylation; cell surface receptor protein tyrosine kinase signaling pathway; axon guidance. The record is from RefSeq and is a predicted model, not a curated record. Lineage: Eukaryota; Metazoa; Chordata; Actinopteri; Cyprinodontiformes; Goodeidae. Gene Ontology annotation, molecular function: transmembrane-ephrin receptor activity; protein binding; ATP binding. Bases 16 to 3297 code for a protein of 1093 amino acids.